ACGCUUAUUUGUACUCGUAAUGACGUAAUGACAAUCGUCACGCUUAAAGGUCUUGACCUGGUUUAUCAUUAAAGUACUGACUUCCUUUUAGUUUUAAAUAUUAAAUUAAUUUAGUAGGUAGUGGAUUUGUUAACUUUUGUAUUUUAAUUUUAUGACCGAACACAAGUCAAUUCGAGUUACAAUUAAUAUUAACAAUUUAAUAGAAAUCUGAAUUUUUCAGUGACAAAGAACUGCGAUUUUUAAAUACAAUUUCUUAGAAUAUUGAUUAUUUUGUACAGUUUUCUCAGUGCAAUGUACUCAACCAAUACUUCAUAAAGCUACAUUGUGAAGAAGCGAAAGUAAAAGAAAAUAAUCGGGAACAGGUGUCAAAGAAUCCUUUUAUAUCGCUCCCGACCACGCUCGCCAAUGGGUAGUCGUAAAAACUUACCACUUCAUCGAGUGGGUUCCCUGAAUCGGGGGAGAGUCGGGCGCGAUCGGGAAACUUCGGGUAAGCUCGGAACGUUUGGGCGGGAGGAAGAAAAUUCAGUAUCGAAGCACCGCGCGCAAGGAUUGUCGUCUCUGUGUUUCAUUUCCGAUACUGUGCAACAUCGUCAACUGAGUUCAUUGUUUAAUUUUUUUUGAUAGUGAUUUUUUUCUGUUUCAGUACUCACGUGUGGUUUAUUUGUGUUUAUAGUGAAAUUGAGUUGUGAACAAAAUUAAUUUAACUUCAACGAAAGCGAUGUUAGGGUGUCCCAUUAAAAGUGCGACACUCACUGAGGUUUCACGGUGUCGCCGCAAGCCGAGAGCAUUAAGUAUUUGAGGUGGAACAACCAGGGUAUGACGUCCAAAGGUGAAGACGAUCGCUGCACUGCGGGGUGAACAGGCAGUUGGCAUGUGGGUUCUAGUGAUGCUCGCCCUAGCGGCGGUAGCCACAGCCGAUUGCCCACGUCACUGCGAAUGCAAGUGGCGCAGCGGCAAAGAAUCCGCACUAUGUGCACGCGCCGGACUCUCAUCUAUCCCUCCACGACUAGACCCGACCACGCAAUUGCUAGAUCUCUCAGAAAAUCGACUACCGACUCUACGUGAUGAUGUCUUUGCCUCAGCGGGACUUCUUAAUCUUCAACGUCUUUAUCUUCCUUCAUGCAGCGUCCGAACUAUACGUCAAUAUGCCUUCCGCGCUCUAGUGAAUCUCGUUGAGUUAGAUUUAUCUCGAAACCGACUUGAUUCAGUGCCAUCACACACAUUUGAUUCCAUACCCGAACUACGUGAGCUAAAACUGAGUGGUAAUCCAAUAGCAAAGAUUUUAGAUGAAUCAUUCACUUCAUUACCACAUUUGGUACGCCUCAGUCUUAGUUCUUGUAAGGUUGCUGAAAUAGAGCUCCGGGGAUUUACUGGUUUGGAGUCGUCUUUAGAAUAUUUGGAGCUUAGCCGGAAUAAGCUACAGGUUCUACAUGUUGCAGUACUAGCAUCGUUACGAUCUUUGAAAGGAUUAGAAUUGGCAAAUAAUCCUUGGGAAUGUACUUGUGCAUUGAGACCUCUACGUGAUUGGAUGAUUACAAAAAAUGUACCAGCAACUGUGGUGCCAGAAUGUGCAUUGCCUCCCCGAUUAAUGUCGCAUUCUUGGGAUAGAUUGGACUUGGAAGACUUUGCGUGUCAACCAGUGGUCAGUGCUUUUUCAAGUAACUUGAAAGGAGUGGAAGGGGAACAAGUUGUAUUAGUGUGUCAAGUAAAAGGAGUACCAGCACCGAGAGUUCGCUGGGUACGUGCUGGUCGAUUACUGGCAAACACUACUUCUAAUGUCAAUUCUGGUAGAGCUUUUAUGUUACGUAGUGAAGGUCAUACGAGUAAUUUAACAAUAGUAUCUGCUGAUAUUCAAGAUGCUGGAUCGUAUACUUGUAGUGCCGAAAAUCGGGCAGGAAAGGCUGAACUUACUUUGAAUUUAGUCAUAGAGAAAAAACUGGAAAAAACAGCAUUUUCUAUCUUUAAUGUAAUUGUAGGCCUAAUUGGAUUUAUUGGCCUUCUAUUAGUUAUAUUAACAACAGUAAUGUACGUGAUGGGUUUUUAUAAAAAAAGACAAGUGGAUCGAUGGGAUCAACAAAUUGUAACAACGAGUCAUCGUGACGAUACAUAUGAGAAAAUUGAAGCUGGUAUAAAAAAUAUAGUCGAAGUACCAAAGAUACUACCUAAUGACAACAAUCGUAAAAGAGGCGAUUAUAGAAACGUUCCAUCACACGACCCAGAAGAUGAAUUAGAAGGAUAUCUGCGAGGCGAUUUGCAAGAGGAAAGGGAAUGUGCGAUAUCUCCACCUAUUGAACCAAAUUGGCGAAGAUCAGAUUUUGAACAAAUAACAAGAAAAGUUAACGUAGAACAAGAUUUACACAUACCUCAAUAUAGCGAAUACAAUUUACGAUGUGACGCAACCCCAGAAUCGAUCCAAAGCUCAAAUUCAGCAGGAAUAAUGAAUCCGCAUUUAGAAAUCCUGCCGGACAAUAAGAGAUUUAACAAUAAUUCGAAACCUUGUCAUCGUUCGAGACCCCGGGAUCGUUUGGACAACGACCUCUCCGGUAGCGACAGUGAAAAAAACUAUCCUGAUCUAAUAGAAAUGAGUACUUUGGGUACCUCAAGCUAUUUGCAAAGCGAGAUGAAGCACGAUCCCUAUCAUUUUUACACAAUUCCUCGAAGAAAAGAGGGCGACAGUCGAAGUCCACUUCUCAAUAGUCGUAGAAAUAGUUCUGGUGGAGAUUCUGCAUCUUUUCUUGAUAGGUGUUAUGAAAAGUCACGACGAUCAUCGGGUAGGCGGUCUAAUAGUUUUUUAGAUCUUUCUACCGGUGGAAGCCGAGUAAGGCGUAAUCCAAGCCUUCCCGCUUCGCCUUCAAGGGAGCAACCGACUGUUCCGUCCGCGACGCCCUUGCUAGACCUAUCUGGGCUUCGAGACUACUCUCGCGCAGGUCAGACGUUGGACGAUUUUGAUUUUAGAGCAUCACAAUUGGAGAAAUUUUUAGAGGAGUACAGAGCUCUACGCGAACAAUUAUCUAGAAUGAAAGAAACUCGCGAAAAUUUACAAAGGACAAGGGCUGCAGAAAAUGAUGAAUUACGGUCGAUUUUAAAAGGAAAACCAAGUAUAGCUGUCACUGAAACAUCUUCCUCGGUCGCCUUAGCAGAUGCAGCAUCGCCACUCGCUCUCAGCCCCACAGAAUACAAGACACAACAGCAGAGGCCGGAGUGGCUAACGACCUUACUAUAUCGAAACUAAUAGAGCUUUUGUUAUAAAAAUAAGUUUUGUAUGUGAUAUUUGGUGAGAUCGGUGGAUUUAUAAAAUUAAACUGCAUUAGUGAGUGCUGUAUAAAAUGAUAAAAUUCGGAACUAAAACAUUAGUUCAUUCAUUAAAUGACUGUUAAUAGAAUAUAAAAUUGUAAAUACAAUUUCGGAAGUGAUAUCUAUGAUCAAACAUAAUAAUUAAGUUAUUGUUUAUAGACAAGGUGCAAAAUGCAUUCUUUCAAUGUUGAAUUAAAAUAUAUCAACUUCAAAUAAUA
This is a messenger RNA of Bombyx mori (domestic silkworm), 3512 nucleotides long. RefSeq lists its product as uncharacterized. Gene Ontology annotation, molecular function: protein binding. Bases 872 to 3232 code for a protein of 786 amino acids. The record is from RefSeq and is a predicted model, not a curated record. The transcript is spliced from 4 exons. Lineage: Eukaryota; Metazoa; Arthropoda; Insecta; Lepidoptera; Bombycidae.